This is a messenger RNA of Notothenia coriiceps (black rockcod), 527 nucleotides long. RefSeq names its product complement C5-like. NCBI's taxonomy places the organism in Eukaryota, Metazoa, Chordata, Actinopteri, Perciformes, Nototheniidae. The record is from RefSeq and is a predicted model, not a curated record. The transcript is spliced from 3 exons. The annotation marks the transcript as partial.
GUGGGAUCACUCAGGAGGCGGAGUUUGCUGCAGUGAAGUUCCUAAAGUCUCCAUACAGACUGAGCCUGGUGUCCACGCCCCCCUUCAUCAAACCUGGCCUCCCCUAUAACAUCCAGGUGGUGGUGAAGGAUCACCUGGACCAACCGGUGAACAGGGUCAAGGUGCGCCUGGUGGAGAGGCAGCUGUUCAGGAAGGGGGGGGCGAGCGAGGAUCUGCCCUGCCCCCUGAGCUCCGUCAGCCAAUCAGACGGCAUCGCUGUGUUCAUCUGCAACACGCCGCGCGAGGGGGUCCGAGCGCUGCUGAAGUUUCAGACGGAGGUCCCGGCCCUCCCAGCAGCCUCUCAGGCGCUCCUGGUCCUCGAGGCGUUGGCCUUCCACUCCCCGAACCAGCGCUACCUGUACAUCGACCCUCCAAUGCCGGGCAGCAGCCUGGAGGCCGGGCGCUUCGGCAACAUCAAGGUGUACUCUACCUCGCCCUCCUACGUUCCAAUCAGAGCGCUCAGCUACCUGGUGCGGAGACCCUGCUGA